AUGGACGAACCUGAAUUAAGAAGACCAAAGCCUUAUAAGAUACUCGAACAAGUGAUGGUAGAGUUGUCAAAACUUGACUAUUUUAACUAUUUCAGAAUCCCAUAUGGCCGAAAGCCAAUCCUUAUCCCUGAUUCUUUUACCGCAAAUAUAAACUCACGUUGCUACUUAGAUUGCGCCAAUACCAGCCCUUCUAUUUCUAUCGUCAUCUCAAACAAAAAGUCAGACAAGCCUUACAAGAAGCUAAAAUUAAGUUAUGAUGUCGACGAUUUUCUUACUCCAGCCAAAAAAAAAAAUUGUAAAUUAAGAUUGGAAUGAAAUUCAUAAGUGAGAAAAAAAAUUAUGUUUAUAUAAAAAUAAUAUUCUAAUUAUGCUUAUAAUGAAAUUUCAGCUAAGUUUUUACUUUAGCAGUAUAAAAAAAAUAUUUUUUAUUGAUUAAAUGAGUCAAAAGAUCGCAAAUUAAAAAGUAUAAUAGGCCAAAAACACAAAACCUGUUGCUUACUAUUGAGGGAGCUAGCAUUAAGUCUUUUAAGCUAGAAGAUGACCCAAUUUAUGUGUCUAAUUAUUUAGAGUAUGAGGAAUGCCAUUUACAAAGUCUAGAUGACCUUUAUUUCAAUGUUAUCACAAAUUGUUAUUUUUCCAUUUCUCAGCUGAAAAAUGACUUCGUGAAACUAAUGCUGAAAAAAUUAUUCACAUUAUAAUCACAAUGAAUUAGCUAUAAAUGCCUUUUAUCUAAUUUUUUAUAAAAAACAGGGAUUUAAUUAUAAAAACAAGCAAUUAAAAUAGUCAUAGAGAAUAAAAUCAGCUAGGAAUAUAGGUGAGAAAAAGUAUAAAUAAAACAUAAUGAACUUUAUUUGAUAAAUAAACAGAUAUAAUAUAUUUAUAUAGUUAAUAAAUAUGGUAUAUAUUAAUGAAUUCUGAAACGAAGCAAGUAUAAGGUUUAAAAGGUAUGAAAAAGAUUUAAAAAUCCUUCUAAAAGAUGAAUGGAAAAGCUUAAUUAGCGACAAUCCCAACCCCAAAGUAACUGGAAACUGGCAUCGGGCACCUUAUAAAACUCGUGAAUAUAAAGAAAUUUCUGAUUAUGAGCCUGUUGCUGGAGGCUCCACCACUGAUAGGUUAAAAACUGACAAAAAGGGCUGCUGUAAUGGGAAACAUUGCUCAUCCUUAGAAGCUUUAGGCCCAUUUGACUUAGUCACCGGAACCUGGAAAACUUUAAACAAGGACCGGCUUGCCCGCACAGAAUGUUCUGAGACCUGCCCAUGCGUAAAAAAUGGCAUCUGCAUGAACCGCCAAAUUUCUGACCAUCAAGAAAAGCAGCUCUGACUUGACGUCGUUGAAACCCCCACCUGGGGCUUUGACACCUACACCUAUCGCAACAUUUUCGUCUAUCUCCGGGUGCCAUUUGACCCUUAUUCCUAUUGUUUCAUUGACAAAGCUCUGCCAAAAGCUAUCAAUUCUGUAAAAUGAAACUCAUGGGACAUACGCGAAGCCUUAGAUUUGAUACUAAAAGACACCAGAGGAACUUUUAAUUUACUAGACAUGAAGUACGCGCAUGGGCUUUUAAAUGCAAUAAAUGCGUUAAUUGGGGUUUAUGGAGCUGAUGCUGUGCUUAAUGAAUUUAAAAUUCACCCAAAAGGCACUGGGGUGGUAUGCAUUAAUAGAGCAGGGAUCCCAGCCAAUUCUUUAGUGGUAGAAUACUCAGGGGAACUAUAUACGCCUGCAUUGUGGUUUGAAAAACAGGACGCUUUAAAAAACGCGAAUAAUACAAUGAAAAGGAGGGCAAAUGAUGCUGGGGAGUGUUUACCGGAUUUUUAUAAUAUUAUGAUAGAGAGGCAUAUGGACGACCCUGCAGGGUAUGAUGUGAUGGUGGUUGAUCCGAUUUUGAAAGGAAAAUAUGGAAGCAGACUGAGCCAUUCUUGUGCACCGAACUGUGGGACUGUAACUACAGUAGCUAACGGAAGAUAUACAAUAGGGAUGUAUGCGCUUAAGCCAAUUUCUUAUUUAGAAGAGCUUACUUUUGAUUAUAACUCGUUCACGGAAAGCAGGGACGAGCAUUUCAGCAGCAUCUGCUUGUGUGGGAGCUCUUAUUGCCGCCGGUAUUAUCUUUCUUUAUCUAAAAACUCUACAAAUUUCCACCCUUCCCAUAAUUUUGUCCAUCGCAUUGGGCUUAUUUUGCGUUCCUGCUAUACCCCGCGGUCAGAUAAACAUAUAGAGAUUUGCAAUAAAUUUUCAAUUAAAUCUGCAUUGCUUGAUGGCUGCCCUGAUUGGCUGGUCGUGUGAGUCGCUUUGGUGCUAGAAGUAGUCCAAGAAGAGCUGAAUUCGAAGCCAAAUGAAAUUGAGAAAAAAAUUGUCCUGGAUUCCAGGAUACAGAAUUUGGCAAUUACAAUAGAUAUACUUUAUAUAGAAGAAUAGCUGAUAAUUUUUAAUUGAAAAAUAGGGGAUUUUAUAUGAGAAAAAAUGUAUAUUUUAUAUAAAAAGACAUAAAAUAAAAUAUUGUAUGAGCAAUUCAAAUGAUCACCCUCCUAUGCAGCUGCUAAGUAAAAAGGAUGCAUUAGAUUAUAUAUGAGGAAACGAAGAGUACUCACUCCCCCCCCCCCCCUUUAAAUUGGAACUAAAAAUUUUGUUCCAAUUUAAAGGGGGGUUAAUUUUUUUUUUUAAAAAAAAAAUAUCAAUAUAAAAUUUUUUAUAAAAAUAUAUAAAAAUUAAAUAAAGCAAGGAAUAAGUAAAUUUUGAAAUUUUAUAAAGAAUUCCUAUUGAAUUUAUAUCAAAACUAUCCAAAUAAAAAAUAUCAUUUUUACCAAAAAAACAAAAAAAAAUUUUUAAAAAAAAAAACAUUAAUUUUUUUUUUAAAAUUUACCAAUUAAGGAUAAUAAAUUUAUUCAAAUAAGAUGCUCUUUAUACUUUUUCUUUAAAACAGAGCAAGAUAUAACUAAAUUUUUAAGUUUAGUUAAGAAGAAGCAUUUAACUUAUAUCAAAACUUUUUAGAUAAAAAUUAUAUAUAAUUUUUUAUUAUAAAAUUAAAUUUUGUUCCAAUUUAAAGGGGGUUAAUUUACCAAAAAAGUGGAAAUUUUACCGAUAUUUUGUUCCAAUUUAAAGGGGGGGGGAGUCAGUAAAACAAAGCUUGAUGAAGCUGACCCACGAGUUUCCAGGUCUAAACAGCCUUUUAGGAAAAGCGAACUCAUUAAAUCAAGCUAGAAAACAGUUACUAAAAAUCCGUGAUCUCCUCAGAGCACAUGCCCCAAGCCGCUGAAUUGGCGCAGGGAUUGCUGAUAUUCUCCACCUUAUCGCUUAUACCCAGCUUUUCUUCAGAGACAUCCCUUACGCUUCUUUUGAGUCGCAAGAAAUCCACAUCCGCCCAGGCGAAAUUUCUCGAAAUUCUAAAUUUGACUCAGAAAAACUGACCAAAAAAUAUUCUCCAUUGCAUAUCCAAGGGAUUAUGGCAGGCUGGUUCAAGCAAUCUGUAGAGAAGCCACACGCGUCCCUUUCUGCUGACAAGCGAGGAGCAAUUACACUGUCAUCACUAGAAAGUUUGCCUGAAAUGGAAUAUAAUGAGGAGCUUAGGGGAAAAUUAAUAAAGCAUCUGCAAGAGAAGCCAGCGUCGCCGUGGCCUGCAAAACAUAGUGAAAGAUAUCCGUGGGGGACUUUUGUGAAUUCUGCAAGGGUGAUGGGGUCUCCGAUGUUUGAUACGUUCCAUAAUGAUGAAGAAGCUAUAACUAGGUGCUUGAAAUAUUUAGAUGUCCCGGCUGAGAGCUGUGAUAUCCCACCUUAUUAUGAUCUUCCUUAA
Blepharisma stoltei is the source of this 3781-nucleotide messenger RNA. NCBI's taxonomy places the organism in Eukaryota, Ciliophora, Heterotrichea, Heterotrichida, Blepharismidae. The record is from the annotation of a GenBank genome assembly.